AUGUCAGAUCUAAGCUCAGAUGAAGCUACAGUAGUGCCAUCUACUACUACUAAAGAAAGUAAAAAGGAAAAGAAAUUAAGAAAACUGGAAAAGAAAUCCAAAUCCAAGAAAUCAAAAGAUACCGAAGAAGAGCAUUCAGAACAAGAACAUGAAGAUUCCGAUGACAACAAUACUAAGGACACCCCUGAAGAUGAAAUAGAAAUCGAUUUAUCUGCUUCUGUCCCAUUAUCCAAAAAACAACAACGUUUAUUAAAAAAAGGAAAAUUAGAUCUUGAUAAACUUGCCAAAAAACACCCCAUCCCAAAACCAGCCAAUGAAGAACCAUCAACCACCGCACCCAAGAAAUCAGAAUUUGGAGUCUGGAUAGGAAAUUUAUCAUUCGAUACUACAAAAGAAGACCUUAUCCGAUUCAUAGUUGGGAAAACUUCCCAAUUUGAACCAAAUAAUGAAAGUUUACCAAAAAUUGAAGAAUCGGAUAUUUCUCGUGUUAAUAUCCCCAAAAAAGAUGCCGUCAAGAUUAAGGGGUUUGCAUAUGUUGAUGUCCCCAGUAUUAAUCACGUGAAUUCGAUUGUUUCAUUAAGUGAAUCCAUACUUAAUGGACGGAAAUUAUUAAUCAAAAAUGCCAAUUCUUUCGAAGGUAGACCAGCUGCAGAUUCUUCUGGUAGUAACAUUUCCAAGAAUCCACCCAGUCGAAUUCUUUUCGUGGGGAAUUUAUCAUUUGAUACUUCUGAAGAUAAUUUACAAGAACAUUUCCGUCAUUGUGGGGAGAUAGUUCGGAUUAGAAUGGCGACAUUUGAAGAUACUGGGAAAUGUAAGGGGUUUGCAUUUAUUGAUUUUAAAGAUGAAUCGGGUCCAACUACUGCUUUGAAAUCGAAAUUGGCUCAGAAAUUGAUAAAUAGGAAAUUAAGAUUGGAAUAUGGGGAAGAUAGAUCAAAGAGAAAUCCAAAUAUGAGAAAGAGGGAAGAAGGGGUUGAACAAGAAGGAGAAGUGAAGGAAUAUAAUCAGAGGGAGCCGGCACCAGUUCAACGCGAGCCAGAACAAAGGGAAUAUCGUGAAAGACAACAAGACGAUUAUAAACCGAAAAAGAGAGUGUUUAAGGAGAGAAAAGAUGAUAAUAAAAGAUUGAAAUCUUCAGUGGCCUUGGCAACUGCUCAAAGAGCAAGUGCUGCAAUUGUUCAAUCUACUGGUAAGAAGAUUAAAUUCGAUUAG
Hemisphaericaspora subhashii is the source of this 1209-nucleotide messenger RNA. It is a transcript of the gene NOP13, whose product is annotated as Nop13p. Lineage: Eukaryota; Fungi; Ascomycota; Pichiomycetes; Serinales; Debaryomycetaceae. The coding region runs from base 1 to 1209 and encodes 402 amino acids. The transcript has a single exon. The record is from RefSeq and is a predicted model, not a curated record. Gene Ontology annotation, molecular function: RNA binding.